GUGUAGAGGAGCAUUUUCCCUGAGGAUCGAACUAUCGGAGGCGGGAAGAGAAAGACGAUCUCCACACUCUAUCUCUCUCUAGAUUUUGCUCUCUUUCUCUCUCUAAAAUGGCGGCCAAGGAAGAAGAAGCUCCAAAGAUUGAAGAAUCGAAGAUGGCAGUGAAUGAAGAAGAAGAAGAAGACGACGAGCACGGUUGCAAAGAGAGGGUUCUGAUGAAAUACUUCCUUUUGGAAUGGAAGCUCGUCAAGUCUCUCCUCGACGACAUCGUUUCCAAUGGACGAGUCUCAGAUCUCUCUUCUGUUUACAGGAUCCGAUCCAUCGUGGACAAGUAUCAGGAACAGGGUCAACUUUUGGAGCCUUACCUAGAAACCAUAGUUUGUCCACUGAUGUUCAUUGUGCGGUCUAGAACCAUUGAACUAGGGGUAGACUCAGAUGAAGUUCUUGAUAUAAUCAAGCCUAUAUGCAUUAUUUUAUAUUCUCUGGUCACAGUUUGUGGGUACAAAGCUGUUAUCAAGUUCUUCCCACAUCAGGUUUCUGAUUUAGAACUCGCAGUAUCUCUCUUAGAGAAAUGCCAUGUUGUAAAUUCAGUAACAUCACUGCGGCAAGAAAGUACAGGAGAGAUGGAGGCAAAAUGUGUGAUAUUACUGUGGCUUUCCAUUCUUGUGUUAGUUCCUUUUGAUAUCUCCUCUGUGGAUAGUAGUAUUGUCAACAGCAAUUCUCCUGGGGGAGAUGAGUCACCCCCCUUGGUACAGAGGAUAUUAGGGUUCUCUAAAGAUUACCUUUCAAAUGCGGGUCCCAUGCGCACCAUAUCUGGAUUGCUGCUCUCAAGGCUUCUAACACGCCCUGAUAUGUUGAAGGCUUUUAUCAGCUUCACUGAAUGGACACAUGAAGUUCUAUCUUCGAUCACAGACAAUGUUAUGGAUCACUUUCGGUUGCUUGGUGCUGUGGAAGCACUGGCUUCCAUCUUCAAGGCUGGAAGCCGGAAACUGCUACUUGAUGUGGUUCCUGUUUUGUGGAAUGACAUAUCUGUCUUGAUGAAGUCCAGUACAGCAGCCCGUAGUCCUUUACUUCGCAAGUAUCUGGUAAAACUAAGUCAGCGGAUUGGGCUUACUUGCCUCCCUCAUCGUUCACCAUCCUGGCGUUAUGUGGGUAGACACAGCACACUUGGGGAGAAUAUUGCACCAGGUGUGUCAAGAAGAAUUGAUCAAUGCAAUCACAGUGCAAAUGAUGAUUGCAAUUCUAACAAAAAUGCAGUCUGCCCGCAAGAGGAAGAUAUGGAUGUUCCAGAGAUUGUUGAAGAGAUAAUUGAGUUGUUGCUGUCAGGAUUGAAAGAUACGGACACUGUUGUGCGUUGGUCUGCGGCAAAAGGUAUUGGUCGUGUAACUUCACAUCUAACAUAUACGCUCUCAGAUGAAGUCCUGUCAUCUGUAUUAGAGCUGUUUACGCCUGGUGAGGGAGAUGGUUCAUGGCACGGAGGUUGCUUAGCAUUGGCUGAGCUGGCUCGUAGAGGAUUGCUCUUGCCCAUCAGUUUUCCUAAAGUUGUACCUGUUGUUGUAAAGGCGCUGCAAUAUGAUAUUCGGAGAGGUCCACACAGUGUUGGAUCGCACGUACGUGAUGCUGCUGCUUAUGUUUGUUGGGCAUUUGGCCGUGCAUAUUAUCACACGGAUAUGAAAAGUGUACUGGAACAGCUUGCUCCGCACCUUUUAACGGUGGCCUGCUAUGACCGUGAGGUUAACUGUAGAAGAGCAGCUGCAGCUGCUUUUCAGGAGAAUGUUGGGAGACAAGGGAAUUAUCCUCAUGGCAUUGACAUAGUGAAUACAGCUGAUUAUUUUGCACUAUCCUCACGAGUAAACUCUUAUCUUCAUGUUGCUGUCUGUAUUGCUGAGUAUGAUGGAUACCUUCUUCCUUUUGUUGAUGAACUGAUAAACAAGAAGAUCUGUCACUGGGAUAAAGGCUUGAGAGAACUUGCAACAAACGCCCUUGCUGCUCUUGUAAAAUAUGAUCCUGAAUAUUUUGCAAAUUAUGUUCUGGAGAAAUUAAUUACGUGCACUCUCUCAUCUGACCUGUGCAUGCGUCAUGGUUCAACCUUAGCAGCUGGGGAAGUUGUUUUUGCUUUACAUCAGCAUGAUUAUGCUCUUUCAACAGAUAAACAAAAACAUGUGGCUGGUAUAGUUCCUGCUAUAGAGAAAGCACGGUUGUAUCGUGGAAAGGGUGGAGAGAUAAUGCGUUCUGCCGUUUCCCGCUUCAUUGAACGUAUCUCUUCAGCUCACAUACAUCUGCCUGAAAAAGGAAAGCGAAGUUUGCUUGAUACUCUUACUGAGAAUCUGAGACACCCUAAUUCUCAUAUACAGAAUGCUGCUGUUGAAGCCUUAAAACACUUCGUUCCAGCUUACCUUGUCGGUGCAGAUGAUAAAAGUGUUAGUGAUAUCAUGUCCAAAUACCUGGAACAGUUGACCGAUCCUAAUGUGGCUGCAAGAAGAGGAUCUGCAUUCGCAAUCGGUGUCUUGCCUUUUGAGCUUCUGGCUAAAAGAUGGAAGAUUGUGAUACUAAAGCUUUGUAGUGCAUGUGCAGUUGAGGAUAAGCCUGAAGAUAGAGAUGCUGAAGCGCGGGUAAAUGCUGUCAAGGGACUUGUAUCUGUGUGUGAAACAUUAACUGAGACAAGAGAAUGUUCUGAUUGGGAUGAUAUGCCUCUCUUUUUAUUGAUCAAGAAUGAAGUGAUGCAGACUUUAUUUAAAGCACUGGAUGAUUACUCCGUAGAUAACAGAGGUGAUGUAGGUUCUUGGGUUCGUGAGGCUGCCAUGGAUGGCCUUGAGAGGUGUACAUAUAUCCUCUGUAAGAGACAUUCCAUGAACGUCUCAGGUAAAUCAUGUGGAGUUGAAUCUAUCUCAGAUCAGCCUGAGGGUGAGAUGGUUGAGAAUAACCAGAUGUAUACGUUAUUCGAUGCAAAUCUGGCAACCAGUUUGGUUGGAGGAAUCGUUAAGCAAGCUGUCGAGAAGAUGGAUAAAAUAAGAGAAAGGGCUGCAAAGGUUCUCCAAAGGAUUUUGUAUAACAAAACAAUUUUUGUGCCCUUCAUACCUUGCAGGGAAAUGUUAGAAGAAAUCAUUCCCAAUAAGGCUGAAUUAGAGUGGGGGGUACCCACUUUCUCAUAUCCUCGUUUCAUGCAGUUACUUCAGCUUAGUUGUUAUAGUAAAUCUGUGCUGUCUGGAUUAGUUAUUUCCAUUGGCGGGCUACAAGAUUUUCUGAAAAAGGCAUCACUCACUGCUUUGUUGGGUUAUCUCCAAGCCUCUGAAUCUGGAAAACACAAUGAGCAAAACUUCAGAGAGUAUAAUUUAUCUACAGACAUCCUCUGGGUUCUUCAACAGUACAGAAGAUGUGACAGAGUUGUUAUACCUACUUUAAAGACCAUCGAGAUUCUUUUCAGCAAGAAGGUGUUCUUGAGCAUGGAGGCCCAGACUCAAGUCUUCUGUGCUGGUCUUUUGGCAUCACUCGCUGUUGAGUUGAAGGGAUCAAAGGACUUCUCCAAGCUAUAUGCGGGCAUUGCAAUACUCGGAUAUAUUGCCUCACUUUCUGAUUCUAUCAACGUCCAGGCUUUCUCCCAUCUUCUGACUUUCCUUGUCCAUCGAUACCCUAAGAUUCGGAAGACUUCUGCUGAACAAGUGUACCUUGUUCUCCUGCAAAAUGAAAGUCUUGUGGCGGAGGACAAAAUAGAGAAAGCACUUGAAAUUAUUUCUGAAACUUGUUGGGAAGGUGAUGUUGAAGAAGCGAAGCGACAAAGGUUACAACUGCAUGAUGUGGCUGGUCUAGAAAGUGUGCAAUUUCUCAAAACUAGCAAUGAAAUGUCGAACAAGGACAGUAAAAAGAAGACAUCAGCUUCCGAUGAAAACGCAUUGUAUUCUUCAUUAGUAGGGUCCACCGGGUUCUAACUACCUAAAAUGCAACCAUCAUUUUGUUGUAGAUAAAUUUUCUUUCAAAAUCUCCCAUGGCUGUUGUAUGCUUGACCUCCCGCCCAAGUAAUAGAAAUCUGAGGGGUGGGCAUGUUGGUUGAAAGCUUGUUUGAUUGAUGAGAAAAUGAAAGACUUGGGAAAUUUUGGAGAUUUGUACGUGUGGGGGUGUGAUGUGAAUUUAUGUUGUUUUUUUCCUUGGGGAAGAGCAGCUGAAUAUACUUUUUUGGUUCCCUAGUGCUACCUGUUUGACAAUGAUUAUAUCACUUAUUUCUCUUGA
Camellia sinensis is the source of this 4221-nucleotide messenger RNA. It is a transcript of the gene TTN1, whose product is annotated as ARM repeat superfamily protein. The record is from RefSeq and is a predicted model, not a curated record. Gene Ontology annotation, biological process: tubulin complex assembly; microtubule cytoskeleton organization; post-chaperonin tubulin folding pathway. Lineage: Eukaryota; Viridiplantae; Streptophyta; Magnoliopsida; Ericales; Theaceae. Gene Ontology annotation, molecular function: beta-tubulin binding; GTPase activator activity.